AUGUUGGAUCUUUAUAAUAAACUUCAUGGCUCUGGGGCCAGUGGUUCGUCUAUGGACGGACACGACCCUUAUCCUAAUUUCCAUAGUGAUACUUUAGAAACACAAAUGCCACAACUGAAUUCCUCGGAUGUUAUUAUGAGUUUUGUCAAUCAUGUUCACAAAAUCCACUUCCUCAGACAUGAACGAGAUCGUACAUUCUACUUUGAUUUUGGUGAGGUGUCUCCUUUAGAAACAGUCACUGGGGCAGAACUUCGACUCUACAGGACAAAAUCAAAACAUAGCCAAAGAUCUUAUCGAAUUGAAGUUUAUAUGAUCAAACAGGGUCAGGAUCUUGAGGACAAGAUUCUGAUGCCAGAGACUAAUUAUACCCUAACACCCGACUAUGAAGGCUGGGUCCUUAUGAAUGUUACCCAUUCUGCUGAAUCUUGGACCAUAUUUCCUACAUCCAAUAUGGGACUUUUUCUAAAAGUAAUUGAUCUCAGUUCAGGUAAAGAAGUAGGACCUGAACGUGCAGGAAUUGUUGGCCGGAAAGGAGAACCUGAUAAGCAGGCAUUUUUAGUUUGUUUUUUCAAAAUGAGCCAACAACUCCAUAUCCGACGUACUCGGUCUACCCAUCCUCAGAUGGACUCUCGUACAGCUGUCUCACGCAGGGAAGAUCACCACUGGUCCUGGAGGCGAACACGGCGUUAUGUGAGACCAGUUUGUCGAAGAAAGACCAUGCAUGUGGAUUUCAGGGACCUUGGAUGGCGGACUUGGAUUAUCGCCCCUGAAGGCUACUCUGCUUACUACUGUGAUGGAGAAUGCAUCUUCCCGCUUGGUUUAAAUAUGAAUGCUACCAAUCAUGCCAUCGUCCAACUGCUUGUACACACGGUGAAAUCUCAGGGGAUCCCUAAACCUUGUUGUGCUCCUACUGAACUCAGUGGCAUCUCUGUACUUUACUUUGAUGACAAUGCCAAUGUUAUUCUGAAGAAAUAUCGCAAUAUGAUUGUCCAAGCCUGCGGUUGUCACUGA
Messenger RNA from Acanthosepion pharaonis, 1011 nucleotides. NCBI's taxonomy places the organism in Eukaryota, Metazoa, Mollusca, Cephalopoda, Sepiida, Sepiidae. The record is from the annotation of a GenBank genome assembly.